ACAAGAGUAGCAAAAAACGUUAACAACAAAAACAUUAACAACAACAACAUCACAAAAACAACACCUAUCACAACACUUCAUCGCCUUAAAUCGCAACAAGAAAAGAAGCAAAUAAAUGUAAGCAUUUUAAAAAUAACAACAGCAACGCGUAAGUGCAACAGUAAAGCAGCGUUAGACGCGCAAAUAAAAAUAAAAUUAACAAAAACAAACAACAUUGCAGGCAACACCGCAACAAAGUAGCUGCUACUGUCAAUGUAUUUCAUAAAAUWUUUCCACACUAUCUAACAAAUCACAAAUCAGUGUAUACAAAAACAAAAACAAAUAUAUAUAAUUGCGCCGUACAGUGUUUCGUGUACAACCACAGCAAAAACAACAUAAUAUUCUCAACGCGACAACGUUAAGUAGUUUGAGUCACAACACCAAAAUGGAUAUAGAAUCAGACGACUCGGAACGCUGGGAGGACUUUUUUGGCAGCUCCACAGAAUUGGCACCAUCGCUUUUGGGCAUCUACGACACCUUGACGAGUGCGCUCGAGGCUAGCAACAAAAAUACAAACGAUAACAUUAACAACAACAAUAAUAGUAACAUAAAUCAGCAGAACAGCAGUGGCGAAAAUAUAAAAAUAAGCGAAAACGGCGACGAGAACGCUUGCAGCAUUGACGCGCACUCUAACGGUAAUGUAAGCAUUGCAAGCAAUCACAGCGACUCACCGACGCUCAGCAAUAAGAGUAGCCGCAGUUCAAGUUUCAGCGCAGAGGAAAAGUUAAGCGACGAAUAUAGUUUCCAUAUAGACGGUUACAACAACAACAAUAACAAUAAUUGUAAUGACAGCAACAGUAAUAAGAGUAAUUGUCACGCUGUAGGGGUAGAGCAGCAGCAACCUUCACAUACGCCUUCACCUGCGCCAUCAAAACGACAGUUAAAUGAACAGUCUUCAGAGGCCGCAACUUAUUUGAGCACUUCUACAGACAGCGGCUUUGGCGGCGGUCGGAACAGCACGCUUGCUUUGCUUAACCUAGCCUACAGCAACAGCCAUAACAACAGCUACAGCGGUGUCCACAACCACAGCAUAGAGCAUACUUACAGUGCGAGUAGUCGCAGUCUCAAUUCGCUCUCAUCAUCGUCUUCGUUCAGUCAACGCAGCAGCAGCAGCGGCAGUGGAAAGGGCAGCGGUAGCGCAUGUCAUAACAGCCCAACAGGCUCACGCUUGUCGCGCGAAACGCCAUUCGUCCAUAGUUCGGGCAGCAGCGGCAGUCUCAACAGCCCCAGCAAGCAUCGCAAUCAAAUACGCAUACUGUCACCUAAUGUCCAGCGCAUAAUUACACACUCUGAUGCGGAGCGCGUGGAAACUGUGGACAUAGAUGCGCUACAGCAGCAACCCACACACUUGACGAGUCCAACACAAUCGCCAGCGCUGCAUCACCGGUAUGUGAAAAAAGCGCCACCACCAAGCGCGACUUCAACGCCGAACAGCAUACACAAAGUAAAGCUCUCACAUAUACCGCUCUCUAAGAUUACCGGGAAGUUAACGCAGUCGGGUAGCGAAUUAGUUGAGACCUUCGAUUCCAGUUCCGAGUACUUAGAUGCGCUCAAUUUUCACUCGUACACCGAGGCGAAGCCCUCGCGCGGUCUGAAGAAGCCACCAACGCCGGCUGUAGUGGCCAUACCGUGUUUGGAAGGUUCUAUUGGCGAUGGUGAGGUUACACCGACAAAUCAAAAUACCUCAGCCAUAAAAACGAACGAUUACCUUGGCGCUUUCAACUUUAGUGCCAACUACAAAUUAUCACUGCCGAAUUAUGAACGCCAAGAAAGUAUUAAACUAAUUGAAAUGGAACAAUUGGCCACCACAUCGCAAAUGUUGACGGCCGCAUGUGCACCACCGCCACCAACUAGCUUGCCACUGGCGGUGGAACACCAACAAAAUCACAAUCAUAAUAAUAAUAAUAAUAUAAACAACAAUAAUAGUCUCUCUAGCGCGCUCAAUACACCACCACCAAUACCUUCCAAAGAGUUUAUCGCCACUGCACCUUUGUCACCUUCAGAUUUUGUUGAGACUUUGAACUAUCCGGUAAUCACAAAAGAUCUCGCAUCGCUUACGCUCAGUGAAAAGGACAGCAUGAACUCAUCCAUGACAAGCGUUGAACUCAUCGAAGCUAUUAAUAAGCCAGUGAUCUCUAAACCUUUAGUGCGCAGCUCGUCAGCAGCUUGCGCCUCAACUGUGUCCGGUUCACCGAUGCUUACCUAUGCGCGCUCUAAAAGCUUAGCAGCGAAGGCCAAUACUUUGGGCGGCGCGGUACCAAUAAAAUUGCCCACUGCACAGCAGUUAGAAGAGCUUGAGGAGGCAAGCAAAAUGUCGGCGGAGAGCUUAGAUCGCUUAACGGAUAUUAAGUCAAAGUUUUCGCCAAAAGAGUCACGCAAAGGUUGUCCAAUGCUGCCAGAGAUUGCCAAACUCAAACAUCGUCCGCUUUCUUCGUCUUCCAUUUGCUCAACAUCGUCCAGUUCCAGUUCCGGUUCGGACCAUCUGAAUGGCAAGCUGGCCACAUCGUAUUUGGCGAGUGUUGAAAGUCUGGCCGAUCAAAGUGAGAAUGAACUUAUGGAUCCGCAUAGUGGUAUGACAGUUUUAGAGCGCGCUAUGCUAGAGAUAGUCGACUCUGAACGCAGUUUUGUGGAGGACUUGGGGCAGGUUAUAAAAGGUUAUUUGUCGGACUGGAAGGAACGUGCCUGCCUACGUUAUGACGAACUGAAAAUACUCUUCUCAAAUAUUGAAGAGAUUUAUGAGUUCAACUCCACACUCCUGAAGCAGUUAAUCAACUCUGGUAUGGACCCAGGAAAAAUAGCGAAAUGUUUUAUAGAAUUGCGCGAAAGAUUUGAUGUAUACACAACAUAUUGUACAAGUUAUCCUGAAGCCAUAUCACUGCUGACCAAACUGCUACAGGCCACACACACCAACGCACUGCUGACGUCCACACAAAAAAUGUUGCAACACAAAUUGCCACUCGGCUCAUAUUUGCUGAAGCCGGUGCAACGUAUACUUAAAUAUCAUCUGCUAUUGGACAACCUUCGUAAGCAUUGCGAUGUGAAGGAAGUGUUGCAAGCCUACGAAAUCAUGCGGCAAGUGGCGCGUAAUAUCGAUCAGGUGAAGCGUAAGUUGGAGCAACAAAUAAGAGUUAAAGAACUAUCUGGCAUAUUGGACGGUUGGUUGGGACCAGAACUAACCGUUUUGGGCGAACUCCGCCAAGAGGGUCUCCUCAUGGAACACAAUAAGCCACGCAUGGUCUUCCUUUUCGACACGAUGCUGAUCAUUACCAAGUCCAAAGAGGAUAAUCGUUUGCAAUUUAAGAGUUACAUACACCAAAAUAAUCUAAUGCUAAGCGAACAUUUACCCGGCGAACCGACGAGCUUUUAUGUAAUACCCUACCAUGAGCCGCGUAAUCAAAUCAAAUUGACAGCCAAAAAUCGUGACCAGAAACGUCUCUGGGCGCAACACAUUAAAGGAGUCAUACUCGAGAAAUUCGACAACAUACCAAAUCGCGCUAAGGAGUUGGUCUACAAGUUGGGCGAUGAGGAAGACCGCACACCGGAUAAGAAUACCUGGAAGUGGAGUCUGCACUCGACUUCGACAACACCCGUUUACUUGGAGCGGCGCAAUCAGUACCGACGCAGCGAGAUACGCAAAUGUUCGAAAUUCAAACGGAAGACCGUCUCCAAUUCCACAUCCUUCGAUAGCUUCAAUGAACUCGCUGAAAACGCAGCACGGGAAAUACCAACAACUACAACAACUGAGAAUGAGUUAACGGCAGCGAAAGAGGGUAAAGCGCUGGCACGCACCAACAGCAUCGACGAUAACAUGUUGCCUGCGUUGCACAAACUCGCCGCGGUCAUUAAGAAUAAAGGCAAAGCCGAUGAGGUAAGCGCUGUGAAGUCUGAUAACGCGGAUAGCGGCAGCGGCAAGGAGGUGAAGCAAAAUGCCACAGAGAAGGAGGAGCUGACCAGCUGCUUAAUGCGUGAUCAACGACGCAGCGCAUGCGCUUCGCCCAAGUCACCGCUAUUCGGUUUGAAGGCGCUGAAGGAGCGCAGCAAAUCGGUGCCGCGCAUUAGUUUCCAGUGUGAAGAUUUAGAUGAGGAGAACGAGUCGCUGCACGGUAGCAAUACCAAUCUCGAUGCGCGCAAAUCCAAAUCGAGCAAGUCAAUUGAGGUGAAGCAAUACAACCACAAGACAAUACCCAAACGCAUAGCCACAUUGAAGAAGCAACGCACUGGCAAGACAAAGGAAACCUCCAAGUUCUACAUGGAUUUGAGUGAGUUCGAUGAUGCGCCCAAAACUGAGCUAAAGAUUACCGAGUCCACAGAAAAUCUGCUAGAAGAGAAACAAGGAGUUGGCAGUAGCAGCGCGCAGAAAGAUGCAAAGACGGUUACGCAGAAUCUCGACAGUAUACAAAUGCAACUGGAGAAGCAAUGCGAGGAACUGUUGACAACGUUGAAGAAGAAGGACGCAGAUAUAAUAUUGGAUCUGCUGAAACAGAAUAAGGAGUUCGAGCGCAUAGCGAAGAAGAAGCAGCAACGCAAACGCACAGAGCAGRGUGGUGGUGGUAGUGGCAGCGGCAGUGGCAGCGGUAGCGCGCCAGGCAGUCCUGAGUCGCCUGACUAUCCGCUGCUCAAUGAGUUGCCGCCGCGCCCGCCAUCGCGCUCCCCGCCGCCACUCGAGUCUGAGUGUGAGCCAGCUGCUAACGAUGCGCGCCAAGCCACGCCAGACGAAGAGGACGAUGCGGAGCCAAUUUAUGAGUCAUUGCUGCGCAAUGUACACGUGCCGUAUAAAUUCUCGCCGGUGCUGGGGCGUUCAGUAUCAACGCAGCAGUGCAGGACGCGCGAGCGCAAAUCACCACCAGCGCCGCGUCCAGAAUCGGAUUAUGUCACACUAGUUUAUUCGCCGGAGGGCGCGCUGCAAAAAGUUGGCAACGAAAUGCUGCCAGAACGCGCUAGCAGCGGUGAGGCGCAACUGCGUCGCGAACCAAUCACAGCGCCGCCGCUUGAUCAACGCGACAGCUCUGGCUCUUCGACGUCUUCCUCGACCUGCACGCUUAAACGCGACAGCCAGAAUACAGUAAUCAAUGUUGAGUGCGCUUCAGCCAGCAAUAUUUCAAUGAUCUCCAACAAUACGGGCAAUUCGCACUCAGAAGCUAUCUACGCGCGCCCAAUACCAAAGAAUCUAAUGAAGCGUUUAUUUAGCAACAGCGCACACAUUGCCAACGGCAUCGGCAGCAAAUCACCGCAUGAGAAUAUAUCCUCAUCAUACAAUUCUUUAUUGCCGCGUGCGCGCAAAUCCAUCGAUAAUAUGGCGCUCAGUUUUGGACGUUCGAAUAAACCGCCCGAGCGACGCGUCUCCGACGUAACCGAAAUGUGCCGUCAAAGCAUACUGCACCGGCAGGGCAGUGAAGCGGUUGGCGAGCGCAUGGCACACGUGGACUACGCCGAUCCGCGUACACUUUUCACUGUCAACGUCAACACCAGCUCCGAUGCUUCGCUGCAACGCGAUUCCGUCUUCUCGCUCACCUCAUCCAAUGAUAGCGUUUGCGAUCAGAAGCGCGCCGCGAGCACAACGCUAAGCAGCGAUGCCAGCAACUCUGAUUUCGUAUAUGAAGAGAACGUCGAGGCUUGCCUGGAGAAUGACUUCCGUGACUCGGCCAUUUAUAGUGAUGAUAAUGAUAAGCGCGCAGACUAUGAGUCCAGCGACGGCAUUAAACGUCCCAGCAGUCCACCACCGCCGCCGCCACCAGCGCGCAAUCGCAACAACCCCGAGGUGCCACCAAAGCCAACUGGCAUACCGCGCGUCAACAUCAGUAAGGUGGCGUCGCCGCGCAAGGAAUUGCCAGCGCCAUCACCCUUAAUUGGCGCCGAGGCGCAGUGCUUUGCGGGUAAAGCAGCGCAUGUUGUCAUCUGCCCGCCACACUUGAGCGCGGCGGCAUCGCGCAGUUGGGUGCUGCAGCAGAUCGAUAAUUUUAAUAAGUAAGGCGGCGCGGCUUGAUUAACGCGCUAUAUUUAGAUUUUGUAGACUUGUUCGCUUUGUUUGCCAUAAAUAGUUGAACGACAGAUUCUUAGUGUUUACGCGCAUGCACAUAUUUCACAUACAUACAUMAUGAUAGCACUUACAUUUUUCCAUUCAAAAAUAUGUCUACUUAAAAUAUUAAAAAACAAAAUUAUAUUUAAUAACAGAAAAGAAUAUUUUUACUUUGUUGACUGUUGAACGCCAAUAUGCUUACAGUAUAUUUCUAAUGCUUACUUAAUUAUUAUAUAUUAAAAAAUAUAUUUUUACGAAGAUUAUAUUUUACAUAUUUACACUCGCUCGCAUUUGUACAUUUUGUAUAUUAAGUUAUUUUAAUGCAUACAUUUAAGUAUCUUAUUUAACUUUAAGCAGCGGCUUUGCGACGUCUAUUGUGCAUUAAUAUUCGGUGGAACAUAGAUAUAUGUUUAUAUAUUUAUAACAUUUCAGAUUUUUUUGAUUUUUAUAUUUCGUGUUUUUAUGAAACACAUUAUU
Molecule: messenger RNA, 6532 nt
Organism: Bactrocera latifrons
Lineage: Eukaryota; Metazoa; Arthropoda; Insecta; Diptera; Tephritidae
Gene: GEFmeso
Exons: 8
Coding region: 425-6007 (1860 amino acids)
Molecular function (GO): guanyl-nucleotide exchange factor activity
Source: RefSeq, a predicted model, not a curated record